AGUUAUGGUUUGAUAGAAAACUGAAGAAAAUACCUGUCACCAUCAUGGAAGACCAUGCAGCAAACUGACAUUCAGACAUCUUUCUGAGCUGUCUGGGUGCUGUAAAUUUCAAGAAACUGUAGACUUGGUAUGAAAAGACCGCAGAUGAAAAGCUCAGAAAUAUAGGCACCAAGCCGCAGGGCUCGAAAACAUCGAGUCCCUCUGGACCGUGCCCACAGGAGGAGGGGGAAGUGAUGGCAGAACGGAGGAUCCAGACCCGUACCGGGAGGAGGGAUCGUUUUCGGGGCAGUGAGGCAACCAGAGGAGGGGUGGAGCACCACCGGGCGGAAAUCAAGAGACGAUCGCGCAGUGAGGGUCCACACAACCGAGUCUCCAGACCAAAAGAAGAGGAGUCUUUCGAAUCGUAUCCGAAAAAUGAGAAGAUCGUCGGGCCCAUCUGGGCGGUGACUCACAGCUCGACCGCGACGCGGGUUUCGCGACACUCGCCACCACUCUCUGAUGACGGAGGCUUCGUACACGUGCAGGAGGUUGCAGGAAGCGACUCAGAUUCCACUGACAGCGAUCGUAAAGUGUGGACGAAAAAUCCGCUCAUUGUUCGAAAAACCCGACGGACCGGACGAAGCGAAAAAAGACAGUCGCACGUCGAAAACGGCUUCUCGGUGCACAACAAUACGGGGAAAUCUUCGAACCGCGAGAGUUACGUUUAUUAUGGGUCGGGUCAGGAUAAGAGCGACAGCAGCGGGACGGGAAGUCUGAAGGGCAAUAAGUACCAGAAGCUGGAGGAACUGCGCAGACGGAGGAUUGACAUCCAGGUGACGUCCGACGAAGAGGUUCAGAGUACCCCAGCGUCCAGGAUCUCCCGUCUCAGGCAGAGAGCCAUUCAGAGUGGGCUGGGGAAGCAGGACAGUUCGGUGAGACACAGUGCAAUAGAACCCUCCAGACAGCGUGGAGUAACGAGCAACACUUCUUCUUCACAGAGUUUCUCACAGAAACCUUCUGGUGUGAAGAAUUUAGUUUCUUCGGUUCAGAAUGGAAAUACUGUUUCACAAGUGGGAUAUUCCAACCGGGGGCAGAUAGCUCCAACGAAUGUGAAACCGGCUUAUCAAGUCAGUAGUAGUGUUCCUUCGCAACAGGUUGUGGCUCCUAAGUCGUUUCAGCAUUCGAGUCGUUUUGUGGAUAAUUCUAGUCAAAACCAGAACAAACCGUACGUUUCUAGUCAGAAAGCCAAGAGACAGUCGUACGAAAUUAAACCGUUUGAUCAGAAAGGGUUUUCCGAUUCAGGAAUUUCCCACCAGCCUGAUCUUCCAGCAAACUUUACAGUGCAUUCUCAAAAUCAACAUAAUGUUUCCGAACCGAAAUCCGCGUUUACAAAAAGUGCCUACAGCACCUCUCCCGAAGUUGUGCCAAAACGGUUCUUUGACCGACCGAGAGUUCCGUCGGCUGAUUCCAUCUAUGAUGGUGUGUUUGAUGACUCUGGCACCAAACAGAACAUUGGUAGACCGUCUGCUCCUACGUACCACAAUGUAGGACACGGCUUCGUGUACAUGAGACCUGCAUCGAGAACAGUGAUGGAACUUCCAAAAGGAGACAUGCUGAUGUGUCCACCCGCGGCAAUUUCCAACAGUCAGAUGAUGUCGGUGAAUUCUAACGAGGUAGUGGAGUUGAGACUGAAGACAAACCGCGUACUGGAUCACCCACCUCCGUCCAUGCAGGGCACUCCAGCCAAGCUGGUGAUGAACAGAGUGAACAGUGAUGACGAUGACUCCCUGGAUGAACUCAUAGAGUCCAACAUCCAGUACCUGGAUCGGGAGAUCGACAGGAGUAGAAAGAAAACAGCCACGCAGGUCACUAAAUCGGCCAGUCUGCCAGACCCCAGACAUUUUUCACAAUUUCAGAUGCAGGAAUCUGGAGUUAUCGUCCCUGUUCGCUCAGAGUUAAAAAUUCCAUUUGCUAGUCAGUCUCAAGGAUUAGCUGAAUGGAAGAUUCCCAAUCAGCCGCAUAUAAGCCGCGGCACAGAGCUACAGUUUCAUAUUCCAGUGGGAUCCGGGGCUUACCUCCCUCCAGAGAUCUUCAUAGCCGACGAGAAUAGACCUGGCUCCUUUAGCUCCAUCUACAGUGGAAUAUCUGGACAGACGAAUGGACAGUUUAGUGGACAUCCUGGAAAUGUGUAUGGAAGUGGAUCCCUCCAUCCUGGUAGCGUAGCCUCAGGAUCGUCGCAUGGAAGUGGAACGAUAUAUCCGAACUCACACGCCGAGAGAAAGCUGUCUUAUGACAGUCGGGCUAUUUACACUCUUCCUGGAAGCGAGUUCCACGACCGAGAUAUGUCCAAGUCAGACACUCAGCUGAAUUCAGCCUCCACGCUUCCCAUGUACAGAGGGGACCCGAUGAAUGUGACGUAUAACCAGCCCUACUCCAGUUCUACCGACCAGCUGGUACACAGGAGUGGAUUAACCAUCCCUUCCCUAGACCGGGGAAUGUUCUCUGACGUGGAGUACAACAUAGAGGUGUCCGACAGAGUCAAGAAGUGGGAGAAGUACAUGCAAAAGAGAUCGGAAACCAACGAGGAGGCUCUCACAACAAUUCAGGAACAGGACUUCUUCCCAAGGGACGUACGGAGAUCGGUUUUUCUGGACCAGAGGCUAAACAUCCCAGAGUCCCCGACAAUGUCCAUGGCACAGAAUUUCGUGUGGAGUGGAGUGUCCUUAAAACCAUCAAGUUCCGAUCCCAUGAUAAACCUGUCUGGGGAUUCGCACAUGUUUGCAAAACAGACGAACCGAAUUGUGAUCCAGGAACCAAUGUCCGGGGCCAAGUAUCACACUACGAACACGGUGAGCUCCAUCUUCAUGCCAGGACCUCAGCGAGCAUCACCGGGACUGAUGAGUGCGGCCGAUCUACGCAAACACAUGGUGGCAAACAAACAGCCAAUGGACGAACAGCAAAUCCACGCCCUGACCAAUCAGAACCCUAACCCUGUGAACUGCAGGUACCAGGAGCUGGAUGAGCUUCAGGAGGCCAAAUCGGAAACAGUGCGAGACCUCUGCAAGAUGUUUGACAUCAGUUUCCAGAAUGAAGGUCAGCUGAUGCCGUGUGAAGAGAAGCCGGCCAGGCUGUCUCCAUCCCAGGCAGACGGCGACACGAACUGGACGCAGCUUAUCUCUGACCUGGAGACGAAGAUCAAAGAGACGGAAGUUUGGUCCCCAGAGAUGGAGAGUCAGGAGGGAGAUCUCGUCAGCAUAGAGAGAGUGAAAGCGAGGACGCUUCAGACAAUUCCGUUCUCGGAGGAUCCUUUCUGGAAGGAGAUUGAGGAGAUGACCAGCUUUGAGAAGCUGUUUAAACCGGAGGAGUUCGACAGUCCUCUUGCCUUCAGAGCCGCUAAUCCCAUAGAAUUCGCUUCCAGCCAGAGCAACACUCUUCCAGCACAGCCAAGGAUUUCGGCAAGGGAUCGUAUCACCAGAUCCAAGUCCCUGUACACCCCCAACAUUACCCCACUGACGAUAUCGGUGGACAAGUACAAUGGUCCAAAUGCUCUGGAUGAUGUUCUGGAGGAUAUCAGAGUAUCACUGGAGAAACAGAGUCCCAAAGUGAGAAAAGGCGGUGAUAGUUCUGACUCACAUCGGUCUUCACCUGGCCCUCCAUACACAGACCUCCAUGGAAUGCAAAGGUCAAGGUCGAAUGUGUACUGGGAGAGGAAACCGGAGACGUCUGCUGUGACACAGUCUCAAGGAUUGCUGACAUACGCCAACCCAACACAGCCUGAAGCCAAACUUCAAGACUCUUACCCGGGAAUGGAGCAGUAUCCUAACGUUGUCAAUGGCAACUACCAGCUAGAUCCUGACAUCCUCAAACAGAAACUAUUGAGGACAGGAUUAGUUGAUGAACAGCGACAGAAGCAACAGCUGCAGAUGCAGCAGUCAUCACGACUGUUUCAACACAGACCCAGCCCAUUGAUUAUUCCAAGACCUCCGCAGUUCUAUGCUCCAGCUCCUCAACCUCUUGUUUCUCAGCCGAUAUAUUUGAACCGGCCAUCAGAGGAGAAGAGAAAUGAGGUCAACCAGUCCAUGGAGGAGCUGCGCCAGCUGGCUCAAGACGUGGAGAAAAAGGUUGGCAUGAUCAAGUCGAAGAUUGUCCGAGCUGACGAAAACAACCUCGAUAAGAUUUUACUGACUCUGAAGAAGUUUGCACCCACAAUGCAGACACGAUCUCCAGAACCAAGACCAGACUCUUUUGAAGAUUUCUAUGUAAAAAAAAAGUCCAAGCUUUCCGAAGCCCUUUUUGAACUGGAUAAAAUUUACAAUGGUUUAGAUCUAGAUGAGAACUCAAUGGUGGAGCAUGCCAGAAGAGAAGAUUAUCCGUCGUACAAAAGACCCUCUCCCAUUGGUCAGCAGAAACAAGAUGACAAACCAGAGCAGACCAGUAGCAUAACAUUUCAGGUCUCAAAGCCAAGUUUUCAAAAACCACAGCAGAGGACGGAUUCAGAUAUUGAUGCCAUCCAGAGAUCAUUUCAGGCCAUUUUGGAUGAGGUGAAUCAAGCACCAGCUGUGAAGAUGGUAUCAAGUUCAGCAUCAACAAGCGUGGUGCAGCCAGGACACCCGACAUCUACAGUGAAAACCGUAGCAAGUUCUCUAGCAAGUAGCAUAGCAUCCCAAAGAUACCAGACCUCGAUUGCCAAGACCCAGCCAAGUUCCAUACCAACAACGAUAAUACAGCCCAGACAGAUGGAGACUUUGUCCAGCAAGACAACUGUGGUAAGCUCCUUCCAGCAGGUUGAGAGAAGUCCUGAGGUGAAGAGGAGAAACAUUGUCAGCAGUGCUAAGUCAGUCUUCCAGCCUUUUGUGCCAUCUGUUCAGACUCAGGUGAAAACACAACCUCAGAGAAAGAACGAAAGUGUUGUACAGACAUCAGCAUCAUCAACAGCAGUCUCAUCAAAGGUUGUGGACAUGUCGGGAAGCAAACAGAAUGCCACUCUACCUCUUGUUACGGCACAGGUCAAAAUGCCAGCAGUCUCAUCUCUGAAGACAAAGGUUCCACCAGAAACAAGUCCGAAGCCUAAGAGACAGAAUCUACAGGCUAGGACAUCGCGGGGGGUGUCGGCUGUGACGCUGACUCCAGCUCCUGCUCUAGUUCCUCCAGAGACAAGUCCUAAACCAAAACGACAAGUCCAACCCAAGUCUGUUGCCAGCUCCUCAACGACCAUGACUCUCUCCUCGUCUCCCACUGUUGUUCACUCUUCUGCCACAGUCUCAAUGCCCAGACCAAAGCCUCCAGGACAGAGUUCAGCAUCUCAUAUACCAACCAGACAGGUGACUCUGCCGAAAACUUCAUCCACUUCCACAACAGAAAGUUCCUCGCUGACCUCUUCUGUGUCUUCUCUGGACACCUCACAGAGAGAUAGUCUAGCAGCGAAUGUGUCCAAGCUGAUGCAUCAGUCAGGGACGGGAGGACCUCAGCCCCAGAGUCAAAGUGUUUCUAUCACUUUGAAGACUCCAGUGAUGAGCUCGUCUUCAGUGGGUCCACCUGCAAAUGCUGCUUCGAUGCAGACAUCAAAAUCUCCAAGGGAACGUAGGUCACGAGGACGGUUUCGUUCAAAAAAUCCUGACAUAGUUGAAGACGAUGUGGCAGUUCGAAAAGCGAGGUCAAAAUCCACUCCGAGAAUAGAUACCCAGACAUCAUCAGUUAUAUCGUCUCCAACCUCGGCCGAUUAUCUCAAUCCAAGGGAGAGCACUCCGCCACAGUCUCGUAUGCGGAUUCGGCCUGAAAAGGAGGCGGAUUUGAUGCAUGAUGACUUGGCGUAUAGAAAUCUGAGAAAAGAUGUCACCAUAGAUCCUCCUAAGUUGCCAACAACAACAGCAUGUUCUGCUAUAGAAAUUGAGCUGAAAUCGCCCGUAAACUCAGCUGCCAGUACUCCUCAAACAAAACCAAAAUUCAAUAAAACUGUUGAUCUAAGCAAGGUGAAAAAUUCAUCGGAAAAUUCAUCGGGAAGUUCACCAACUGUCGACUCACCGAAACUGAAAACUGUUGAAACACAGACUUCUGCUGACGAGCGUAAGUCAUCCAGGUCGAGAUUCAGCAAAAGGCAGGACGGGAAAAGAAAAAUGGGUCGUGGGAUUGCCAUGAUGCUGGAGAUAUUUAGCUCUAGCGAUGAUGAUCGGAGGAUGCGACCUCUGCACACGAGAAGUGCUCCAGAUCUGAGUCUCGUCUGCAAGGAUGAUGACGAUGGUGAUGAUGAGGAUGCCGAUGAUGAACAGAAUAAAACUGAAAUCGUGAGUGAAGUGCACGUGACUUCUUCGUCGUGUCAGAGCGAAGCACAAAAUGAAUUCUGUAGUGAUAGUGUAGCCAUCAGUCUGAAGCAGUGUUCGACGGAUUGUUCGGAAAACGUUUCUGAAGUACCGUCAUCACCAACGGCACCAACAAACCACCAGCUCAUCCCACGAGGAAAUCGGUCGGAAGUCCCAGAAAAAAAUUUACUAGGUGGUUUUGAUUUUUCUGCUGAAAAAAACAUUUCUAACGUAAACUGUGAAAAUUCUGCUAAGGUUACUCUCAGAACUAAACAAGGUCGCUCUUCUGAAAGGGAGGUACAAAGUGACACGGCCGUGGAUAAAUCGGAACGUCCGAAAAGUUUUCAUGAACUGCUUGCAAACUUUGAACAAGACGAGAAUCGGCGUCACAUGUUGAGAAAUCUGAGAAAGUGUGCUUCUGUAGACGCUGUUGCCAUGGAAACCGUUGUGAAGAAAGCCUACCAAUCAGAGCCGUAUCACUCGGAGCCUGAUUUGAGGCUAAACAAUCUCAGAAUUCCCAGCCAAGAAGUUGUGCAGUCAUGGAGACAUAAAUAAGUGCACAAAGACUUCUUGGUUCUUUUUCACCUGGUUUGGUUUGUUUAUCGUGAUGCAUUCAGUAGCCGUUUCUCAAGAAUUAAAGUUUGCAGUCAGUUUAUGAGGACGAAGAUUUUUCACAAUGAUUUUCGUAACGACUGAUUUCAAACAGAAAGACAGUGAACACACACAAUGAGUGAACUCUUGUGUAAUUUUGAUUACGAAGAUACAUUUUUAAAAAUAAUAAUAAACUGGUUUACAGUUGGUUUAAAUGGAGGAUAUUUAUAUAUACAGUGUUACUCAGAGGGCUUAGACUUCUGACCAUUACAACAAUUGUACAUGCCAUAGUCUAUGUUUUUUUCUUUGUUUUUUUAAUUGUAAUUUCCUCCAAAAUGGUUCACUUAAAAAGUUUUAAAGUUUGCUUUGUUUAACGACAUCACUAAAGCAUGCU
This is a messenger RNA of Gigantopelta aegis, 7260 nucleotides long. RefSeq lists its product as uncharacterized. The record is from RefSeq and is a predicted model, not a curated record. Lineage: Eukaryota; Metazoa; Mollusca; Gastropoda; Neomphalida; Peltospiridae.